UAGAAAAAUGAGUAAACCGCGAUUAUAUGAACAAAAAUACAGAGCAGUUUGGGAAAAAGAUCCUAUUUUGAAAGACUGGUUGGAACCAGUUACUGAUAACCUUAAAUUAGCUAGUUGCAAAUUUUGCAAAACAACAUUAAAUGCAAAAUUGUCGGAUCUGCAGAAGCACGCAAAUACAGAGAAGCAUAAAAUAAAUUCAGCACCAUUUUCUUCUAAUCGCCAGCGCAAGAUUGUUUUGAAAUCUGAUAAUUUCGAUUCGAAAAGGAAAGAGGCUUCGAUAUGCUUAUACUGUGCAGUUCACACGUCUUUGCGCUCAGUAGAUCAUUUGACUGAUCUUCAAAAUAAAUUGCAUAAGGACGAUCUUCAUCUACAUCGUACAAAAUGUGGAAAUAUUAUUAAAAAUGUUUUCGGUCCACAUUUUAAUGCUGAUCUUAUAUUAGACAUUGGCGAUAGUCCUUAUAGCUUCUUACUGGAUGAAUCUACAGAUAUUAGUGUUUCAAAACUUUUAGGUAUAGUAAUACGUUACUAUAGUAAAUCACGUAAAGAAUUUGUUUCAACAUAUCUUACUUUAAUUGAAGUGGAAAAUGGAUCAGCGGAAACAAUUACUAAUGCUGUUAAAAACGCUUUAACUAAUUUUAAGUUGCCAGUUAAGAAUUUAAAAGGUAUUGGAACUGACAAUGCGAGCACGAUGGUAGGUGUACACAAUGGAAUAUAUGAGAGAUUAAAAAGAGAAUUAAAUUUGCCUAAUUUGAUUUUGAUUAGGUGCGUGUGUCAUUCUAUCCAGCUCGCAGUGUCUGAAGCUUCCAAAAAAGCGUUGCCUAGGAAUAUAGAGUUUCUCAUUCGAGAAACUUACAAAUGGUUUUCAAAAUCUUCAAAUAGACGUCAUGAGUAUAAAACAAUUUAUAAAUUGAUCAACGAUGAUGAAUCUCCUUUACAAAUUCCUAAGAUGGCCAAUACACGUUGGUUAUCGAUCGAGCCAGCAGUGUCUCGAAUUCUAGAUCAGUGGGUAGAAUUAAAAACUCAUUUUCAAAUUGCUCGUUUAAAUGAGAACUGCUAUACAGCCGAAAUAUUAUUUGCCAUGUACAAUGAUUCUGUUAAUAAAGUUUAUCUGUCAUUUCUUUUGCCAAUUUUACAGUCAGUUCAAAGUGUAAUUAAGAGCUUUGAGUCUUCGGUCGCGGAUCCGACAAAACUUUUAAAUGAUCUUAAAAAUACAUAUGCAUCCAUUGUUAAGAUAAUUGUAAAUCCUAAUGCAAGAAUUGAUAUUUACAAAGAUAGAUUUGAAGAACAUUUGGACUCGAAUCCCUAUUUAGGUUUUUCUUUUUUGGAUGCUUGUCGUCAAGAGAAUAUUUCCGCUGAAAAUCAAAAUAUUAUCAAAGAGAGGUGCGUUUCUUUUGUAAAAUAUUUAGGAAUCGAAUUGCGUGAUCGUUUACCAGAUAAUAUUGGUGUUUUGGAGAAAAUUCGACUUUUUUCGUUGGAUGAAUGUUUGAAUAGAUUCAAACCAAGCAUCACUCACGUUGCAAAAAUGUUUUAUUCGAACAACAUCGAAGUGACGAAAAUAGAGCAUCAAUGGCAAAACUUGAAUUCUGUUAAUUGGACUGAUUUAAAGGAUACUUUAUCAUUUUGGUCAGAAGUAAAUUCUUAUACUGAUGCCUCUGGAUUAAAUCCUUUUCAGGAAUUAGGGGAGUUGGCCUUAACUUUGUUGGUGUUGCCUUUAUCAAAUGCAGACAUAGAACGUGUAUUUAGUCAGAUGAACUUAGUCAAAACUAAAUUAAGUAACAGAAUGCUACUUCCCAUGCUAAAUUCUAUCUUACAAAUAAGAUACGGACUGAAGCGUUUGAAAAUGUGUUGUCACAAUUAUCAAAUACCUCAUGCAGUUGUCCAGUUAAUAGGUACCAAAGAAUCUUAUUCAUCGAAUGCUGUGAAUUUUCAUGAAAUUGAAAUGAAUGGAGCAAUUGAAAUAUUGGAAUUGGAUGCAAUUGACGACAAUUAA
Molecule: messenger RNA, 1990 nt
Organism: Leptopilina boulardi
Lineage: Eukaryota; Metazoa; Arthropoda; Insecta; Hymenoptera; Figitidae
Exons: 1
Coding region: 8-1990 (660 amino acids)
Source: RefSeq, a predicted model, not a curated record